Messenger RNA from Peromyscus californicus insignis, 2879 nucleotides. RefSeq names its product complement component 4 binding protein beta (gene C4bpb). The record is from RefSeq and is a predicted model, not a curated record. The transcript is spliced from 6 exons. Lineage: Eukaryota; Metazoa; Chordata; Mammalia; Rodentia; Cricetidae. Bases 2055 to 2831 code for a protein of 258 amino acids.
AGCUAUGUUUCCAGCUGUUGGUGUGUCGAUCAAGUUCCUCUAGCAUUUCAAAGUCCGUGGCAUUGUUACAGCCAUGCAUUGUUACUAGGCUAGACAUUCGUUCAUUGGUGUACAAGUAUUUAAUGACUGCCGCUUGAUUGCCAGGUGACGACUCAGUCCCGUUCUGGGAAGCCACAGACAAGCAGGUUAAAUGUACCUUCUUAAGUUGGGGGAUGGUAUUAAUAGCCUUGGAGGCCUUUGAAGAUGGGCCCUUCCCUCCUGGUGGAAUUUUGAGCCCAUUUCUUGCUUCUUUGGUAACACUAGAAAGGCAAGCACCAUAGGAUUUAAAUUACUGUAUGAAAAGGCAAAGUCAUUGUUGAGCUCUGUUAGGUAAGGCUACUUCCUCCUGCUCAAAAAAGCAGGGUCUAAGCUUUACCUCUGUUCCUGGGUGGAGAGCUGACAUUCUAAGCCUCUCAAAACAUAACGCUAUUUUCUUUUAAGAGUUAACCAGCUAGACUGGUCAAUCACCUGGCCAGGAUCCCGCCACUCCCCCACCCCAAGUCACCCCAGGAAAUCUGAUUUACUUGAUGCCAUGUUAAGGAGAGGAAAGAAUAAUUAAUAAAAUCGAGCAGCAUCCAGGAAGAGGUAGCUGUAAACUGAUAAUGAGGUGAUGUCCUUCCAGAAGCUUCUUCGGGCAGAGAGUGCUUCCCUUGGGCAACACUGCAGAGGCCCUCUGCUUUCAGAAACGUACACCUUUCCCUUCCUUCUUUCUUUCCAAUCAGCCCAAAGUAGAAGUAGGCACUCUGGGAUUUCUCAUUCUUUCUCUUAAGUACCCCAACCCCAGUCCCAAUGCGGCUGCUUGCCAACCUCCAACCUCCAUUGCGUACUACAUGGCUUUAUUUCCUCCUCUUCACCACCUCGCUCCUCAUGGCAGCUGCCAGGGUUUGCAGGCUUGCCUAUUCUGUUGUUCUUUCCUGCAAACUCUAAUAAAAUCAUUUGCAAGUUUCCUUCUGACUCUGUUUUAAAAUUCUUUUAUCAACUAGAUUAAGAACCCAAAAAGAAAUUCUUAGUUUCCCGGUAGUACUUGAACUUCCAGUCUUCAGUGCUGAGCAUGGGCCUGAGGUGGCUAAUGUGGAAACUGAUCUGGUAUGGAUGAAUGUACUGAGGCAUUCAAAACAAGACUGCUUUGGCUCAGAGCAAGGCCACUGCUGCCUCCAAGGAAGACCGCUAUCAGAGUUAUUGAUAAUGAACUCUAGCUAUAAAAUGUGGAUGCCGGCUCGAGACAGGUGGUUGUGUUGAGCUAUUUCUGACUCAAGGCUGAAGACUGUCAUUGCUUCUAACAAUGCUUUACUUCUUCCAGAACACUGUAACAUUGAAACACUGGCUGACUGCCCAUGAAACUCCUACCACCAGAUCAAAGCCGCCCCUUCAGUGGCCUCUGGGUAGACUUGGCCUCUCUCGUGUCUUUCCCACUGUGGUGGUACUGAAGUCUGUCUGAUAAACUCAGCUUCUGCCUUUGUGUCUUUGGUGCGCUCAUUCCCAGCUUACGUUAUCUUCUCUGCCUGUCAGUACUAUUCCUGGCACAGAAGAGGAUUUAGAAAAGGAGGGAGGAGGUGACACUCAGUUUGCUCUUCACUGGGAAAGCACCAUCGAUCAGCACCCCGUCUUCAGCCCCCAGAGCUGGAGAGAGCUGUAGGCAGUGGACUGUAAAAACACUGGCAAAUAUUGACAGAAGUCAAGGUCGUGGAGGACCAUUUGGCCCAUGCCUGUUGGGGAAGGAUAAACCUGCAGUUUAAAGUGACUGGUCAACUGGUUUGCAUUUCUAGAAACUGGGAAAUUUCUUAAAAGUUUAAAUCUGGCAGCUCUCUAAUCAUCGUUUGUGGUGCAGAGCCACGGACUGCACUGUCUUCUUCCUGCCGUCCGUUCUUCCCUGUUACAGGAAGGGCUUUUCUUUUUCACGUCUGUUCCAGGAGGAAGAUAGAACUUCUCUAGAAGUUCUGAUCCUAAGAGGUUAGAAGGGCUUUUGAUCUAAAUCACGGUUUAAUUUCACUCUGGGUCAAGUAACUGCUCGCCAAAUGCUCUGUUGGGUUGUGUGCUGUCUGAUGUGGCUGAUUUCUGCCUUAGAUGAGAGCUGUUCGGAAGUUCCUCCAGUGGACAACAGUGUGUUCGUUGCAAAGGAAGAAGAAGGACAGAUUAUGGGGGUGUACCUUUGUAUCAAAGGCUACCACCUGGUGGGAGAGCAGUCUUUGGCCCUCAGUCUCUCAGAGGAAUGGGAGGGCUCCUCCCCUGAGUGCCGCUUGGGCCACUGUCCCGAGCCUGUACUGGAAAAUGGCAGGAUCAAUUAUUCUGGGCCUGUGAAUGCAAGUGACAAAAUCGUGUUUAAGUGCAAUGAUGGUUACAUUCUCAAGGGAAGCAAUUGGAGCCAGUGCCUAGAGGACCACACCUGGGCACCUUCCUUGCCCAUAUGCCGAAGUAGAGACUGUGACCCUCCUGAGAUUCCUAGCCAUGGCUACUUUGAAGGAGAAUCUUUCACUUCGGGGUCUGUUGUUACUUAUUACUGUGAAGACAGGUACCGUUUAGGGGGCACACGGAAGCUGCAAUGCAUUGAUGGGGAGUGGAGCAGUUCCUAUCCUACCUGUGAGCCCGUUCAGGAAGCCCCUAGACCUGCUGAACAGAUUGCACUUGAGAAAGCAAUUCUUGCCUUUCGGGAGAUUGAGGACCUUUGUGGUGCCACAGAGAGCUUUGUGAGAAGACUGAAGGAAAGUGGAGUAACCAUGGAAGAACUGAAGUAUUCCCUGGAGAUGAAGAAAACUAAGCUGAAGGCAGAUAUUUUACUGAAAUAUCAUAGCUAAGCAAGAUGGAAACAGAAAUACCCUGUGAAUAAACAGCUUCUGAAGGUG